Mytilus californianus (California mussel) is the source of this 664-nucleotide messenger RNA. RefSeq lists its product as uncharacterized. The record is from RefSeq and is a predicted model, not a curated record. The transcript has 3 exons. Lineage: Eukaryota; Metazoa; Mollusca; Bivalvia; Mytilida; Mytilidae. The coding region runs from base 117 to 545 and encodes 142 amino acids.
ACCAGUGUCCUUGAACACAGAAAAGCGGUUAUUUAUUGUUUUCAUGAAAAUUUCCAUAUCAAUAUAAAAACAGCAAUUGGUCACCUAGUCAGUUCAGAUUUUAUCAAAAAACGAGGAUGAAAAGAACAGAUAAGACAAAUAGUUGUUUCUAUUGUAAACAGAAAGUAUGCACUAAGAAAAGACAAGUGUGGAAGCAGCUUAUCAAUACAGAAUAUAGUGCUGCGCUUUUGCGAAAAACUAAGGCUGUAGCAAAAAGCCAUGGCCUUUAUUGUAUCAGAACUGUAAAUGGUGAAAUUCUAUAUAUAGGAUAUUCAGACCGCAGUGUGCGGAAAAGACUUUUGGCACACUGUGGGGGUUAUGAUAGGCAAGCAAUAGGCAAAUUUCUGAAAGGCAAGGAUUUGAGAGACUUUUUACUUUCCUGGGUUGAAGAACGAAAGGCAGAAUGCCUAGAAGAACAAUUUAUAGAGUUCGCUGCACAGGAACAAGGAGUUCGUCCUAGAUUUAAUAUGAAAAGAGGACGAUCAUGCGGACGGAAAGAAGAAUGAAUCUAUACAAUUGUAUACAUUUGGACUAUAAACGUUAUGUUGUUAUGAUCCCAUUUGAAGAAAUUAAUAAAUUUUAUAUUUUACAAUCUUAAAACGAAAUAAAUGAAUUUCUAUUCUAA